Molecule: messenger RNA, 1095 nt
Organism: Penicillium maclennaniae
Lineage: Eukaryota; Fungi; Ascomycota; Eurotiomycetes; Eurotiales; Aspergillaceae
Exons: 1
Coding region: 1-1095 (364 amino acids)
Biological process (GO): positive regulation of transcription from RNA polymerase II promoter by glucose
Cellular component (GO): nucleus
Molecular function (GO): sequence-specific DNA binding
Source: RefSeq, a predicted model, not a curated record
AUGGCUUCUCAGACCAACUCCAGCAUCGCUAUGGCUCUUGCUGGCAAGACCGCUUCGGUCGAUAUCCCUCGGCCCCGUAUAAGCGCCGGAAAGCCCGCUGCUCACGGUCAACCCGCCAUGCUUCCCACGCCACCCAACUCCAUCUCGCCCACGCUUCCUCCUCAAGCCUUCAAACAGCGCCACGUACUGUCGUCCGGCUCGCCACUAUCCGCGGUGCCACAGUUGGACUCCGACAUCGACUUGCAGGACGAUGACGGCCUCAGCCUCAACCAGCGGUCCGCGCACACGCUGGAACUGGACCACGAUAGCGCCGGCGAUAUCACUCCCGCCAUGCUAGCCAAGCAUCAUCUGCCCGACAUCCUGCUCCAGCAGGGUCCGUUGGCUAUCCGCCACGUUAUGGGCUUCCUGACGACCUCCGUGCCAGGCUUCUCCCGCAUCCCGCCUGCCAAAGCGCGUCGACUCGUGGUAUCUGCACUCGAAGGCCGAGGCAACGGCGGUGAAGCAGGAGGUGUAGACGGCGACGUGGUCUUUGAAAAGGUUGGCUGGGGUCGAUGGGACGCGCGACGAGACGGAGAUCCUGCCCGAGAGCGCUCCUUCAACGCGUCGUCGCCACCAUCCAGCCUCGCCGGAUCCUUUCACCAGCGCGGUUUGCAGAUCGAGGGUCACUCGGGGUGGGCUCGAGGACGCGAUCCGUAUGCGAGCAGUGUGCGCGACUCGGUGGCAUUCUCGUACACCGCUGAAGACAUGGGCUUCGGCGCCCGGGACUUGGACAUGCUCGAGCACGAGGCUGACAAAAUGUCGCUCGACGGCGACGAGUACUGCUCUUCUUCCGAGGCGCCGGACGACCUCCAGGAGAACGAUUGGAAUGAAGGCGACGUGACCGAUGAAGAAGAUUGGGCGCAAAUUGGGGCGGACGCCCUGCGUGCACGCUCGCUUAAUAACACCGGUGGGAUCAUGAAAAGCAACGUUGCGGCUCGCGCGCAGCCUCUUUUUGGUGUCGGCAACAGCCCCACUGUGGCCAAAUCGGCGCCCCGCACCUUUGAUACCCAGGAACGCGCUGCGGUAGAGGCGCUUCUUCGUCUGGGCUCUAUGUAA